Messenger RNA from Aethina tumida (small hive beetle), 904 nucleotides. Its product is annotated as uridine diphosphate glucose pyrophosphatase NUDT14-like. Gene Ontology annotation, biological process: ribose phosphate metabolic process; nucleoside phosphate metabolic process. The record is from RefSeq and is a predicted model, not a curated record. The transcript has a single exon. The coding region runs from base 50 to 853 and encodes 267 amino acids. Gene Ontology annotation, molecular function: metal ion binding; UDP-sugar diphosphatase activity. Lineage: Eukaryota; Metazoa; Arthropoda; Insecta; Coleoptera; Nitidulidae.
ACAAUUUUUAACUAAUUCCUUAUUAUUGUAAAUAAUUACAUAACAUUAAAUGAGAAUGCGUCUAAAUAAGCCCAUAUUAGUUUUCAACGUAAAAAAUAUUCGACUCCAGACUAUAUCAACUAAAGUAAACAAAAACGUCACUGCAAUUUUGACACAUGUCAAAAACGCAUUUAAAAAGAUAACCAAACCGAAAAAUCCAGUUUUCGUGGCUGCAGAAAAGUUAGCAUUCAAAAUGAACAAUUUAACGUCGGCAGUGAUAAAACCUCUGGAGAAAUCCAUUUAUUUGAAACCAUACACAAUGCACUUUACUCAAAACGGGGUGUCAAGAACAUGGGACUUAAUACGAGUGCACGACAGUGUAGCAAUCAUAAUUUACAAUAUCAGCAGGGAUAAACUGGUGUUCGUGAGACAAUUCAGACCCGCAGUUUAUUACGGAAGCAUUCCACAGGACGAUUGUAAAGACGUAAUUAAUGUGGAGAAAUAUCCAGCAGAACUUGGCUUCACUAUAGAACUUUGUGCCGGAAUCGUGGACAAAGACAAACCGUUGGAGGAAAUCGCAGCCGAGGAAGUUUUCGAAGAGUGUGGCUAUCAUGUGACGGCGGAAAGUUUGGAAAAAAUCAGCUCAUACAGGUCUGGAGUUGGGACAUCAGCCUCUUUACAAACAGCCUACUACUGCGAAGUUACUGAUGACAUGAGAGUCUCUUCAGGUGGUGGCGUUGAUGAUGAAAUUAUUGAAGUCGUGGAAAUGUCUAUUGAUGAGAUGAAAAAAUAUAUAACAGGGGAUAAUAUUAAGAGUCCACCAAGUUUUAUGUUCGCCAUGUACUGGUUUCUAAAUAGGAAACGUGAAAAUUGAAACUAAGUUAUGGAUAUUUGUGCUGUAAUAAAACUUUUAUUUAUUUAUGGA